AUGGAAUUUAUUCCAAUACCACUAACUGAUGAUAACUGCCGUAUCACAAUAGUUGUGAAGCAGCUUGGUCUGCGUUGCACUGCCAGUUUCAAUCGACUACUUGAGCGAUUGCAACGUGUUUGUACUUUACAAGUUGGUGAUUCUCCGAAGCGCAUUGCACUUGCCAAUAUAACUUCUUUUGUGAAUACUAGUCUUCUUGAUUUCAGUGAGCUACAGGCUCAUCGACGCGUUUUCGGCUUUAUUGGAGUGGUUCAGGUUCAGGUCGCUGAAGACCAAGCUUCUACAUCAGAGCUAGCUUCUCCAAAUGAAACAGUUAAAGAUCUGGUGGACGACAAUGCUCAUUUACAGCCUUGCAGUUCUAAAGAGUUCUCCCCAGCUUCUGCAAUGUUACCUCAAAUUCGAGAGCAGUAUGAGGCUAUCAAACAUGAAUAUUCUGCGACUUUAGUGGACAGUAGGUGUAUCGUUUUUGGGAUUGACAAACGAGAACUUGAUGAUAUGUGGCAUGUGCGAGAAACAUUGUGUUUCCGAAGUUUGGAUGAAUUAGAAAAACUCGAGAAUGCUGUUAGGGAGUUUUUUCGUUCAAUUAUUUUUGUUCUUGAAAGCAAAAGGCUCGAUCUUUCAUUCGAAAAAUUAGAAGCACCUCCUUGUCCUACAGUGCCGGACGAGCCUAAAACUCAUGAAGACACUGCAACCAAAGGUUACAGAAAAAAGUGUUUGGGCCGUUUGCGGAAACAGGUAGCAGAUUACGCCUUAUUAACUGGAUUGCCUAUGUCCGCACUCGAUAUUUACCACAGUUCAAUUGACACUCUGAAACAGGCUAACGACUAUCUGUGGCUUGCUGCUGCUUAUGAGGGCUGGGCGUGUGCCGCGGUGGCAGUAAAGUACGAUUCUUUUGGUGAAUAUCUUCUUCCAUCUGGGAUACAGCGGGUGUCAACAAUGAGUCCAGAACAAAUGCGUCUUGCACAGUUAAAAAAUCAACGCACUUUAGGUAGAUGGCUGGGUUUAGACAAUCAUCGAGCAGUUUUUCAAAUGUUUUUUUUGCUAUUUUCAGCGAAAAUUUCUUUUAGGGUUACUAUUCGCCAUCAGCGAUACAAGUCUGACUUUGACCGGUCGUCUUUAGCUAGCCCGGUUCAGGCUGCGCAGUUAUUGUCUGAGGACCAACAGAAGCGCUCGUUCAAACUGCCAUGGAGUUUUGAAAAAAAUAAAAGUGGAACCUCUCUAGAGUUCAGCGACAUACUUGAAAAGUUCAAGUGCGCGAUAGAGAAUUAUAGACGUUUUUCUUUUGUUGCUUAUAUCGAAUACGAGUGCGUCAUUAGGGCUGUCUCAUUGCUUUGCUUGCAAAGGAGAUAUAUUGAAAUGGAGAUUGGUUUUAAAAGGAAAGAUGCAUUUUUUUCUCGAUUGGCUGGUCUGUUUCGUUUGCAUGUAGAAGGAGGAACUCGUACUUUUGCCGAUUAUCGGGUUGUAUAUCCUUUGUUUUUUCGCACCUUACCUGCAUACGGUGUUUUUGAAAAUACCAAAGAAUAUCCAGUAAACUCAGUGAAUUCUGGACCUAUUCAGUUACAGAAGAAAGUGUUACACGAAGUGUACAUGAGCGCUUCUCGUGCUGAACAUUAUGACGCCGCAAUUCGCCAUUUAUGUUAUCUAUUGCAGAAUUAUUACGAGUAUAUGGACCAUGACUCCGCUUUGCGUCUUCUAGAGGAGCUUAAACGCUUAGUGGCUAACAGAGAAACCAUUCAUCAGUUAAACCAACACCUAUCAAUUCCUCACUCGGAUAUAAUUGUCUCACCGGUGCAAAUGAACCGUUUUCCGCGUUUCGAGAGGUUCACAGUUUGUCCAUUACCGGCUCAUCUAUCCCCCGUCGUAAUAGAGCCUAAACCGAAGGAUGCGGUCUUUAUUUAUUCACCUUUCCAACAGAAGGGCAAUACCCAGAAAGCUAUAAACUGGGUUGUAGACUGCGUAUGUGAAGUUUCGGUUUCCGUUUCAAACUGUUUGCCAUUUGAAUUGUCUGUGCAUCGUCUUUCUUUGCUUGCUGAGGGUUGCGCCUUUGAAGCUCUGCCUGUAGAACUAACCCUUCCUCCAUCUGAUAAUUCAGAGCCAGUAGGCAUAAAAUUACUUGGAGUUCCAAAGGAACCGGGAAUGUUAACUAUUACGGGCUAUAGUUGUGAGGUAUUUGGUGUUCGUAACAUUUGUCGACUGCGUGACCUUCCGAGUUUCGCAGAGAAAAGUGACGGUUUUCUUUCAACAUUCUUUAGUGUUGAGGUUCUUCCUGCCUUACCUGUUUUGGAACUUCAUACUUCACUACCUCGGGCACCAAUAUCUGAUUCAAAUCUUGAGCCAGCUGCAGAAACCACUGUCUACUCAGGACAAAUUUUUGAACACGAAAUUGAAAUAUUCAACAGUAGUGCAGUGAUCGCUGUUCACAAUGUUUGCUUGGAAAUUUUACAGCCGAAAGUAAGUGGCGGGCCUUAUAUGAUUGAGAUGGUUGAAGACGUAGAUUCCUUAUCGAAUGAAAUGAGGAACAGGUCACGUGAAGUAGCUGAAUGUCUGAAACCAAAAGAAAAAAAGUCCUUGAAAUUUAGAAUUUUUGGUAUUGACCCGGCUGCUGCCACUGAAGAUUCGUCUAUGAGCGGAUUGCUGAAAUCUGACGCAAAAGUUGGAAGUUCCGAAGAAGUUUCCAAUGGAGGUCAUGAUCGUAUUCCCUUCACUGGGCGACUUCUGAUGUCUGCAUUUGUAUUUCGGUAUAGAGCAGAUGUUGAUCGUCCGUCAGGAUUGGAAUAUGAGCGCUGUUGUCGUUUACCUUUAGCUGUAACAGUUAUGCCGGCAAUUACUGUUGCCGCGUGGCACGUGCUUCCUGGUGAAGGUCCGUCUUCAAGAUAUGUGGUUGUUGAUGUGACAAAUUCAACUGAGUGGGAUGCGGAGCUGAAAUACGGAGGCGGAAAAAUGAUAGGAGUACAACCAAAAGAACUUUGCAGGGUACCCCUACUAUGUGAGUGCAGUUCUGAGCUGUCACCUAACGCUUUUCGAGUAGCGGAGAGUAAAGCGUCUUUUCUGAUGCAAAUGCAGGAAAUGGAACGUUUAAGGCUUAUUCUUGAGAAGCAUGUGUCAUCAUUACUUGACAUUCGAUGGACAAUAGCAGCUAUUUCACGUGAAGGCACUGUCCCUGUUGGUCCAAUUCUUUCUUCAAUAUCUGUCUUGAAACAACUUGUCGUUCCUGCCAUUUCCGUCGAGACAAAAGUUAAUGGUAUACUUUGUCUGAAUGAAGAGGAUAUUGUAGUUGGUAUUGGAGAAGUAAUUGAUUUAGAAAUUAAAUUAGUAUGUUCGGCUAAUGAGGAGAGGCUUUUCAAAGGGAUUCUUUGUUUGGAUUGUUAUCGUGAUUUAAUGAAUGGGUCAAAUAUCAUUGAUAGUAAUAGCAGCAUGCGAAUACUGAAUACUGAAUCUUUGCCGUUUAUCCUUUCAAAUACUUCAGAAGAUUCAAAGGGUAUUAAAAAAGAACUCUGUGAUCCUUCCUUAUCUGGUGAUGUAACAACACAAAGUACUCACGACCGUUGCUCUAGAGCUUUUGGUGGAGUUUCAACUGCCAAUUUUCUUCUGUUUUUUUUAUGUGAAGGAAUUUUCAAGGUUAAACCUGUUUUGCGAUUUGAUGAUCAAAAUAGCGACUUUAGUGAUGAUGAAUUAUUCUGUUCAGCUGUAACUAUUAAUGUAAUUACAAAGAUGUCAUAG
Enterobius vermicularis (human pinworm) is the source of this 3720-nucleotide messenger RNA. The record is from the annotation of a GenBank genome assembly. NCBI's taxonomy places the organism in Eukaryota, Metazoa, Nematoda, Chromadorea, Rhabditida, Oxyuridae.